Messenger RNA from Syzygium oleosum, 5179 nucleotides. RefSeq names its product disease resistance protein L6-like. The coding region runs from base 67 to 4638 and encodes 1523 amino acids. Gene Ontology annotation, biological process: defense response; signal transduction. Gene Ontology annotation, molecular function: ADP binding. Lineage: Eukaryota; Viridiplantae; Streptophyta; Magnoliopsida; Myrtales; Myrtaceae. The transcript has 6 exons. The record is from RefSeq and is a predicted model, not a curated record.
GUUUCUGCUUCGCCGUCAGGCUCGAGAAAGGAAAAAAGCUAAGGGUAGAGUCGGAGCAAAGGAGACAUGCAUCUUCCCAUUAAGAAACGCAGAGUCAGUGUGCGUGGAACUGCAGAAGAUGCUGAUAGUUCGAUGACCGAGCCGACAGGAACUCAUUCCGGUGGACCUGGUUCGCCUCCGACGGAAACUAAUAAUGGUGCACCUAAUUUGUCGACCGCACCGACCGGAAACUGCUACGAGGUGUUCCUGAGCUCUAGAGGCUCGGAUACUGGAAAAGGCUUCAUCGAUCGUCUCUACACCGGGCUCGUUGGUGUCGGAAUUUGUGCUUUCAGAGAUGACGACAACGAGCUCCUUCGCCAAGUCGAGGAGAUCGGCCCAGAUCUUUUGGCGGCCAUCAAGAACAGCAAGAUCCUGAUCCCCGUUCUCUCCGAGAAUUAUGGUUCGAGCAAACGGUGCCUCGACGAGCUGGUUCAAAUGAUGGAGUGCAAGAAUAAUGACACGGGGCAUGUAAUAUUGCCUAUAUUCUACAAAGUGGAACCGGCUCACGUGCGACAUCAAAUCGGGAGUUUUGGAGACGCAUUUCAUACGCAUGAGAGGCAUUCGGACCCAACGAUUUUGGAGAAGUGGAAGCAAGCACUCAAUGAAGUCGGUUCAUUGAAAGGAUGGGAAGCCAACGGGUAUGAAGGAGAAUUGGUGAAAUCGAUUAUCCGAAAAGUGUUGAGCGAGUUGAAGAAAAAGUUUGAGUUGGUUAAUCCUGAGAAUUUGGUCGGAAUUGAUAGUCACGUGGAGAAAGUUAUGGAAUUUGUAGAUAAUAAUUCUCGUGCCACCCUAUUUGUUGGCAUCCAUGGAAUAGAAGGCAUUGGUAAGACAACUCUUGCUAAAACCAUCUACAAGAAACUCUCCAAUCAAUUCGAGUAUCGUAGCUUCAUUGCUGAUAUCAGGGAAUCCUAUAAGCAUAAUGGCCUAGCGUACUUGCAGAAUCAGUUAAUCUCUGAUGUAUUGAAGCAAAAAAAUCAAGUUGAUAAUAAGGAUGAAGGGAUCGAGUUCAUCUCAUCCAAGUUUGGAACUAAGAAAGUCCUUAUUGUUCUUGAUGAUGUGGAUAAUGAUGAUCAGUUGAAGGCUUUGGCUGGAAAUCGUGAUUGGUUUUCUUCGGGAAGUAGGAUCAUCGUUACCACAAGAAACAAGAGUAUUCUUGUCAAUGCUUGGGUGGACUACAACUAUGAACAUGAAGAAAUGGAUGAGGAUAAAUCCUUGAUUCUGUUUAGUAGACAUGCAUUUCGAAGGGACUCUCCCCCAAGUGAAUUUGAGGACCUCACUCAUGAUGUUGUAUCCACCACCAGAGGGCUUCCCUUAAUUCUCGAGGUUUUAGGUUCAUUUUUGUGCGCAAAAGAGCCGACACUAUGGAGAAGUACGAUAAACAAGUUAAGAAAAGUCCCUCAUAAGAAAGUGCGAGACAAGCUAAAGAUUAGUUACGAAGCUUUAGAGUAUACACAAAAACAAAUAUUUUUGGAUAUUGCUUGUUUUUUCAUUGGCACUGACGAAAGAAUCGCAUCCUACAUGUGGGAUGCCUGUGACUUUUUCCCAGAGGAGGGAAUUGAAGUUUUGAGAUUUAUGUCAUUAAUAAAAGUUGGAGAUAAUCACGAGCUCAUAAUGCAUGACCAAUUGAGAGAUCUGGGUAGAGAAAUUGUCCGCGAGGAAAACAAGCUGGAGCCUCAGUACCGUAGCAGGUUAUGGGACUCGAAGGAAGUCUUGAAAGUGCUAAAGGGAAAUAAGGGAACAGAAAAGAUUAAGGCCAUUUAUCUUAGCAAAGGCAACUCAGAAGGAUCUGGCAAAACAGUUGGCCAAAGUGGCGAUUUCCCCACAGACGAGCAAUUCAAGAAUUUAACGAGUCUAAGGUUCCUUCACAUGAGUGGGGCACAUUUUAGGGGAGAUUUUAAGAACUCAAUUGAUGAGUUAAGAUGGCUUCGAUGGUGGAAUUGUCCCCUGACUUUUGAAGCAAACAAUUUUCAUGCAAAGGAAUUACUUGCACUCGAUUUAUCUGCAAGCAAGAUUUCACAAGAAUGGCGAGGAUGGAGUUCCAUCAUGAUGGCAAAGAAGCUAAAAUAUCUUGACCUUACAAAUUGUCAAUCUUUAGAAGGAACUUUCUUCCUCUCAGCUUUUAAGAUUUUAGAGGUGUUGAUCCUCCGAAAUUGUCGGAAACUGGAGCAAAUUGACUCUUCAAUUGGAGAGAUGAAGAGUCUGGUACGCUUGGACUUGACGGGGUGUUGGGGCCUCAAGGAGCUGCCAACGGAAGUGGAUAAAUUAGAAGCGCUGGAGCAACUCCUUCUAAAAAAUUGUCAAAACUUUUCUGUAUUACCAGACAACAUAGGGGAUUUGCAGAAUCUAGAAAUUCUAAACAUUAGUGGCACGCGGAUAAAAGAACUACCCAAUGGUAUUAGAAGGCUGAGAAAGCUCCGACAUUUAGAUGUUUCAUGGUGCAUAAAACCGGAAGAGGAAAUGUCAGAAUGCAUCCAUAAUCUUUCUUUCGAGCAAUUUUUUCUUUCUCAUGGUAGGGAGGAGUUCCCAUGGCUGUCGGAGGUCCAAUCACUGCCGGAGCUUCCUUCCAACUUGACAUAUUUGAGCGUCACUUGUCAAAGUCUCAGAUUGCCUUCACUUUCCCAUCUGACCCAUCUCAAGGAGCUACAUCUUCUUGAUUGCAAAUUUCUCGAGUGUAUCUUGGAGCUUCCGUCAACACUAUUGGAGCUUUCAGAAUGCUCCCAAUUGGUGGAUGUUGAAAAAUCAAAAUUACAGAAAUCCCUAAACACUCCCUUCAAGUUGGAAAUCUUGGCAAUAUGUGGCUGCAAGCUCAUGGAAACACUGGACGUUUCACUAUUUAGCCAUCUGAGAACAUUAUUUGCCCAGGAUUGCAAUAAUAUACUUGAAGUUCGAGGUCUUGACAAGUUAAAAUAUUUGGAAAGCUUGACCACCAUAAGGUGCGAUUCGAUUGAAAGGCUGGAUCUCUCUAAAUCCGAGGGUGUGAAGAAAUUACAUGUUGAAAAUUGCAAAAACUUAGUAGAUCUUCAAGGCCUUAAUAGGUUGGAGUUCUUGCAAGAGCUGCUCAUCUCUCAGUGCACUUCAAUUGAAAGGCUGGAUCUUCCAAAAUCCAUGGGCAUGAAGAAAUUAUAUGUUCAUUCUUGCAAAAACUUAGUUGAAAUUCAAGGUGUGGAGUCCUUAAAAGAGCUAUAUAUCUAUCAUUGUGCUUCAAUUGAAAUCCUUGACCUUUCAAAAUUCGAGGGUCUAAGGACAUUAUAUGCUGGAUGGUGCGGAAAAUUAGUCAAAGUUCAAAGCCUCGAUAGGUUGAAGUUCUUAGAAGUGCUAAGUAUCUUUAGGUGCGCUUCCAUUGAAAGGUUGGACCUUCUAAAAUCCGAGAGCAUUAAGAAAAUACAUGUUGAUGGAUGCAUAAAAUUAGUCGAAAUUCAAGGCCUCGAUAGGUUGGAGUUCUUGGAAGAGCUGGAUAUCUCUAGGUGUGGGUUAAUUGAGAGGUUGGAUCUUUCAAAAUUCAAGGGUCUGAAAAAAUUACGUGCUGAAUGGUGCAAAAAGUUAGUCGAAAUACAAGGCCUCAAUAGAUUGGAGUUCUUGGAAGAGCUAAGAAUCUCUGGGCACGCAUCAAUUGAAAAGCUGGAUCUUUCAAGAUCCAAGGGUCUAAAGAUAUUAUGUGCUCAGUGCUGCAAAAUAUUAGUUGAAAUUCAAGGCCUUAAUAGGAUGGAGUUCUUGAAAGUAUUGAAUAUCUCUGGUAGUUCUUCAAUUAAAAUGCUGGACCUUCCAAAAUCCGAGGGUUUAGAGAUAUUAGAUGCUAACAAUUGCAAAAACUUAAUCGAAAUUCAAGGUCUCUAUAGGUUGGAGUUUUUGGAGAAGUUGAGUAUCUUUAAUUGCGCAUUAAUGGAAAGGCUAGACCUUUCAAAAUCUGAGGGCCUGAAGAAAUUAUAUGUUGGAUGUUGCGAAAAAUUAGUCGAAAUUCAAUGCCUCAAUAGGUUGGAGUUCUUGAAAGUGUUGAUUAUCUCCGGGUGUGCUUCAAUUGAAAGAUUGGACCUUGCAAAAACCAAGGGUUUGGAGAUCUUAGAUGUUGAAAAUUGCAAUAAUUUGGUCGAAAUUCAAGGCCUUGAUAGGUUGGAGUUCUUGGAAGAGUUGAAUAUCUCUGGGUGCACUUUAAUUGAAAGGCUGAACCUUUCAAAAUCCGAGGGUCUGAAGACAUUAGAUGCUCAAAAUUGCAAAAGCUUAGUCGAAAUUCAAGGCCUUGAUAGGUUGGAGUUCUUGGAAGAGUUGAAUAUCUCUGGGUGUGCUUCAAUUAAAAGGUUGGACAUUUCAAAAUCCAAGGGUCUGAAAAUAUUAGAUGCUCAAAGUUGCAAAAAUAUAGUCGGAAUUCAAGGCCUUGAGAAGUUGGACUUCUUGAAAGAGCUGAAUAUCUCUGGAUGCAUUUCAAUUGAAAAGCUGGACCUUUCAAAAUCCGAGGGUCUAAAAAUAUUAAAUGCUCAAAAUUGCAAAAACUUAAUUGAAAUUCAAGGCCUUAAUAGAUUAGAGUCUUUGGAAGUUCGAAACAUCCCCUGGUGGACUUCCUUUGGAAGGCCUAGAGAGAUUCCCAUCCUGCACAACUUUUUAUGAUUGAGGAUUGUAAGCCCUUAGCAAAAUUUCCCAACUUGUCAAAUUUUCAUUGUUUUAUGAAAAUUGUUCCUAUUAAAUUGUCAUGAACUUUGGGAAAUCCCGGGCUUUGAGGAGUCGACAUCAUCAUCAUGUAUCAACUCGAUCAAUCUAGUUGUGCAAAAUUGCAAGAAAAAGACUGGGUUUCGAGGGCUCAAGAAGUUGGAGCAACUAGUGGUAUUGGACAAUUCUGGAUGAAAGUCGCUCAAAACAAUACCAGAAUUAUUUGGAACGCGACUUUAUCAAAAUUACGAAAGAAAGGCCGUUUGACUGGAUCAUGGAAGGAUAGAAUUUGGAGAAGACUACUGGGAUGAGUCAAAAUUGUUGAGAUAAUCCACAUUUCCUAACACAAGUGCAUGUAGCAGUUGGCUUGCAAUGGAUUUAUCGACUGUAGUUGGAAGUCUCGGAAUCAAAGUUUUGCGAGGUUUAAAAAUCAGUCCGCUCAUUUGGCAUCAGCUGAUAACGUGCACCAUUUCAGCAGGAUGGUAGCACUUAAAGGAAUGAA